AUGUCAAUUGCUUCACAAUACUAUCCAAACGAACCAACUGAACCAGUUGUUAAAACUGAAACAAUCCCAGGUCCAGCUUCAAGAGCUGGUAUCGAAUCAUUAAACAAAGUUUUCGAUGCUAGACCAGUCUAUUUCAUUGCUGAUUAUGAAAAAUCAGAUGGUAAUUAUAUCGCUGAUGUUGAUGGUAAUGUUUUAUUAGAUGCCUACUGUCAAAUUGCUUCAGUUCCAUUAGGUUACAACAAUCCAGCUUUAUUAGAAGCUGCUAAAUCACCAGAAAUGAUUAGAGCAAUCAUUGAAAGACCAGCUAUUGGUAACUUCCCAGGUAAAGAUUUGGAAGGUAUUAUUAAAAAAGUUUUAAAAGCUGCUCCAAAAGGUCAAGAUCAUGUUUGGAGUGGUCUUUCAGGUGCUGAUGCAAAUGAAUUAGCUUUCAAAGCUGCAUUUAUGUGGUAUCAACAAAAAAAGAGAGGCUCAUUCAAUGCUGCUUUCACUCAAGAAGAAAAUGAAUCAACAAUGAAAAAUCAAGCCCCAGGUUCCCCAGAUUUAGCUGUUUUAUCAUUCCAAAGAGCUUUCCAUGGUCGUUUAUUUGCUUCUGCUUCAGUUACUGCUUCUAAACCAGUUCACAAAUUAGAUUUACCAUCAUUCAAAUGGCCAAAAGCUGAAUUCCCAUCAUACAAAUACCCAUUAGAAGAUCAUGUUGAAGAAAACAAAGCUGAAGAUGAACGUACUUUGAAAAUUGUUGAAGAUUUAAUCAAAACAUGGCAUAUUCCAAUCGCUGCCUUAAUCAUUGAACCAAUUCAAUCAGAAGGUGGUGAUAACCAUGCAUCAAGUGAAUUCUUCCAAGGUUUAAGAGAUAUUACUUCUAAAUAUGGUGUUGUCUUUAUUGUUGAUGAAGUUCAAACUGGUUUAGGUGCUACUGGUAAAUUAUGGGCUCAUGAACAUUUCAAUAUUACUCCUCCACCAGAUUUAGUUACAUUUUCUAAAAAAUUUCAAUCUGCUGGUUAUUUCUUCAAUGAUGAAACUUUCAUUCCAAAUGUUGCAUACCGUCAAUUCAACACUUGGUGUGGUGAUCCAGCUCGUAUGAUUAUUGCUGGUGCCAUUGCUGAAGAAGUUUUAAAACAUGAUUUAGUCUCAAAAACCAAAGAAGUUGGUGACUACUUGUAUAGUGAAUUAGAAAAAGUCGCUAAAGAAUAUCCAAAAUAUAUUCAAAACUUGAGAGGUAAAAACAGAGCUACAUUUAUUGCUUGGGAUUUAGAAGAUUCUGCUACUAGAAACACUUUAUUAUCUAAAUUAAAACUAAAUGGUGCCAAUGUUGGUGGUUGUGCUGAAGUUUCAGUCAGAUUAAGACCAUCAUUAACUUUUGAAAAGAAACAUGCUGACUUGUUGAUCAAGAUCUUAACCAAAACCCUUUCUGAAUUAUGA
Molecule: messenger RNA, 1419 nt
Organism: Hansenula ciferrii
Lineage: Eukaryota; Fungi; Ascomycota; Saccharomycetes; Phaffomycetales; Wickerhamomycetaceae
Gene: UGA1
Product: 4-aminobutyrate transaminase
Exons: 1
Coding region: 1-1419 (472 amino acids)
Biological process (GO): GABA catabolic process
Cellular component (GO): mitochondrion
Molecular function (GO): pyridoxal phosphate binding
Source: RefSeq, a predicted model, not a curated record